This is a messenger RNA of Chironomus riparius, 15694 nucleotides long. The record is from the annotation of a GenBank genome assembly. NCBI's taxonomy places the organism in Eukaryota, Metazoa, Arthropoda, Insecta, Diptera, Chironomidae.
UUAACAAUUAGGAGCUAAUUACGUGCUAAUUUAAGGAUUAUUUCUCAUUUUUAUAACAAGUACACAUAUUAUUCCAAUUAAGUUAAAAGUGAAGACAUAAAUUGAUUCCUGUGAGGCAAAACAGAAAGGAAACAAAUUAUUUGCUUUUGUGUUUAUAUUUUGGAUCAAUAAGAAAAAAGAAUGAGAAUAUAAUAACAAGAGUUCCGCUACAUAUAAAAAGGAAAAGGAACUAAUUAGUGAAACAAUUUCAGUUUUAGAUGCUAUAAGUGUUUAUUGAACAGAACCAGUAACUAAUUUUAAGUUCAAUUUUAGUUCCAAUUAUUUAUUUUCAAUUCCAAAAAAAGAGUAAUUUUUGUGUAAACGAAAAAGAAAAGUUUAAAAAGUUUAAGAAAGUGCUGCUAGUUUUUAUUUAUUUUAUAUCGUACCCAAAUAAGCAUCCUUACGUACAUUCUAAUUAAUUUAAGUGUGAGAAGAAUAGUCAAUACCUUUAUAGACAACUCACAGAUUUUUGCUUUUUGAUUCUACUUCGUAACUAUAACCAAAGUCUAAUUUGUUCUUAAACAAAGAUAUCCUUCAAACAAGGAGAUUUAUAAGAAGACGAGUGAAAUCUAGUAAUAAUUAAUUUAUUUCGCACCUAAUUUAUUUAAUUUAUUUAAACAAAAAACGGUCUAGUUUCUAAAAUUAAAAUUCCAAAUUAAAAUAAAAUUUGUAAAAGUACAAAAAAAAGUCUGAAGCGUACCAAAUUUGUAAGCAGUGAGAGUACUAAAAGCAAAAUAUACCAAAAAAAAAAAAAUUCAAAAGUUUUAAAAGGAAAGACAAUAAGAAGAAGCAAAUUUCGAAGCAACAAAACGCAAUCAAUCAGCAUAAACCAAAAAAAAUAUAAAAGUGAGGGAAAUAAAAGUGACCGACAAGAUAAAAAAAAGUACAAAUUAUUAAAUUUAAAUCACAAAUUUCAAUCAACAACCGUACCGUGCCCAUCGAGAAACAUUCUUCAGUUAUACAAAUUUAAUUCGUGUAUGGAAGUUACCAAAAGAAAUUUUCUGAAAGAAAGUUUUUUUAUUUUACGAAAAAAAAGUUAAAAAAGAUUUGAAUAUUUUUAAUAAUAAUACGAAAGUGGAAGCAAAAACUUUUAAGAGAGCCAGAUUGUAUACCAAAAAAAUUUUUUAAUUCAAUGUAUAUUUUAUGCUAAAAAAAUAAUACGUGAAAAUUUUUAUCAGGAGACAUACAACAAAAAAAGAAUUUUAAUAUAUUUCAAAUAAUAUUAAAAAAAAGUGUUCAAAUUUUAACUGUAGUGAAACGAGAGCUGACAACAUUUAACGAAUAUUUUUGCUACCUCAAAGAAAUACAACAAGAGUCAAAAUAUUUAUCAGAAAAUUUUUAUCGCGCAAUAACUGUUGAAACUGAAAAAAUAUUAAAGCAUUUUUUUUUAUGGUAAUUAAAACAUGUAGCAUAUUUUGGAUGGAAUAUAAUUCAUAAAAAAAGAUAUUAACAAAGAAGCAAAAGGAUAGAAUUAAGCAACAAAAAUGAUGAGUGCUGCCGCACCGCAGACGGCAUCCACUACAUCGGAUGAUCCGUCAGAAAGCGGUUUACCUCAAUUUACAACAUUUCAAUCAGCAGAUUUGGAAGCAACGUGGGAAUAUUAUGAUAGAUCUGUUGUGGCACAUCCAGUUAAUGAUUUAUCAUCAUCAUCAAAUAGUUAUACGAGGCCAUGGGAAAUGGAGAGUAAGGAACAUCAACAGCAACAACAACAGCAACAAGCACAAAUUCAUCAACGUGGAUUUGAGCCGUUUCCAAAACUGCCUUCAUUCCAAAGUCAAUUUCAUUCAUUCGCUGAUAACGUAUUGGUACCGGAACCAAGUCUACCAGCUCAGGUGACAGCUGUUCCAGUUCCAAUUUCUCCAUCGUCUGCAUCACCAUCGAAUGGAGCAUUGACACAAUUAACACAGUUAACGACAACCCCGCUCACACCUUUACAACCGCCAUUGGGAUCAUUGCCUCAUACAAAUUUCCAUCAUACGUUGACAGCUGUUAAUGUAAAUACACCACGUGGUUAUCCAUUAGUUCCUGCACCCAUUCAAGCACGCGACAUUCCAACAAUUCAGCAACAAUACAUUGAUGAGCGUCACAUUCAAUUAUAUCAACCGAUAACGACAACAGCAACAUUCCAUCAUCCAGCACCACCUCAACCUUUACAAUCUGGUGUCGUAACAGUAUUGAAAAAUGAAUCUGUCAAUUAUGAUCUCAAAAAUGGACUGCAUCAUCACAAUUCGUCAUUCCAAAAUGCAUCGUUAAUGGAUACAAGUAAUAAUAGUUAUAUGGAUACAAGUAAUGUUAUUGGAACGCCAAAGACAAGCAAUAAAAUUAAUAUGAAUGGAAAUGGAAAUACACCACAUGCAAAAGAGACGCGGAAGAAAGAGAGACGAAAAAUUCGGGCGGGAUCGUUAGAGUCCAGCACUGAGUCGGAUGCAAGCAGUGCGAUGGAUAUUGAUGGAGCAAAUGGAAAUCCACAAGUUGCUGCCGUCUCUAGUACAGAUAAUUUUAAAUCACCAAUGCAUCCAGGCAUGGAUAAUAGCAACGAUCAUAUGAGCACUGGAGAGAAGCAGAAACAAAAGAAGAGAAAGCGCUGUGGUGAAUGCACCGGAUGUCAAAAGAAAGACAAUUGUGGAGAAUGUGCUCCAUGUCGCAAUGAUAAAAGUCACCAAAUUUGCAAGCUGCGUCGCUGUGAGAAAUUAACAGAAAAGAAGAUAAUUUAUUCCGCUGAUGGCACAAUUUUGCGAGGUGAAUCCCGUCGAGGUCGUGGAAAAGGAAGAGGUGGCGGGGUGAUGAAAAAUUUACCACCAACAAUGCGGGAGGGAAAGAAAGCUAAGACAAGUGGUCGAGGUCGUAAGGCAUUGAAUUUAGGCGGUGUUGUAUCACCGCGUAAUUCUGUAAAAAAUCAACAACAAGCAUCGUCAAGUCCAGCACCGGCAGCUGUACCACAACCCUCACCUAAUCAAGCAAGUGCCAGUCAACAUACACCGACAAAUCAGCACCAAACAAAUUUGAUUGGCGUUGCAGCGACACAAAUAACCGCACAACAACCACAUCAUCAGCAACAUCAAGCAAAUAUUCAACAAAUUCCGUCAUCAACUGCUCAAACCAUGAAGGAACAACCACAGCAACCAAUGAAUAAUUAUCUGAUGGUCAAUUACGUUAAGGCACCAAUGGCAUUCUAUCCAACAUGGCAAACAGCAACUGCCGCAACAGCCACAACAGAUCCAUCACAGACGUGGCAAAAUCAAUUUAUUCAACAAAUACCAUCACAGAAUGGCGGUACAACAGCGUCUGUUGCUACUGCAAUUGCGCCAUUAAACUCACUCGACUUUCAGCCUCAGGGCUAUGCAUAUCCAAACGGUUAUGUACAGACAACCGGUCUUCAGUUCGAUCCAAACAGCCCGUACAGUCGUACCGCAACAACAGCCUAUAGUUCACCAGCCAUUCAACGUUAUGAGUUUCAAGCACAACAAAUCACACCAAUAAAUCAAGUGUCAUUACAGAGUGUUAGUUUUGCGCCAAAUGUUACAGCAUAUAGUCAAAUCGCAAGUCCGACAGUGCUGUUGAAUCAUCAACAACAUCAUUCACAUUAUGCAGCACAUCAGCAACCGUCACAUUUAGAUCAAUUGAAUAAUAAGCAAAUGACAAUGUCAUUGACAACGUCAUCGGGAAACGAAAUGCCUGGCUAUCCACGAGUGAACAGCGUUCCGCCGCGCUCACUCAACUGUAAUGGAUACCCAGGCUUGGGAGAAUAUGGCGGAAAUUCCAUUAAUACAACAGCAAAUAAUCAAUCAACAACAAACACAUCGACUGCAUCAUCAAAUCAGAUGCAACCACCUGCGUCCUCGAAUACACAAUCGCCUAGUCGUCAACAACCAUCACGGCCAAAUUCAUCAUCAAAUCAUUUAUAUCAACAGCAAUCGCCAAGUCAUUUCAAUAAUAAUAAUAAUAAUAAUGGCAUUCAUAUGAGUCCAACAUCACAGGCACAAUCGCCAUCAAGUCAUCAUCAUGGUGGAUCCACAACGCCAAAUAAUAAUCAACAUUAUCCAACGAGUGGCAUGAUAACGCCUACAUCACAUCAUCAACAGAUGCAAGAUGGCUCACAAGAUUGGAAUCAAAAUGCCUGGAAUGGAAGUCAGCAUGGCGAAAUGUUUAAUCAAUCUGAUCGAAUAAAUUUGAAUACGCGGUUAAAAACGAUGAUAUUGAAUAAGAAUGACAAGGAUCAGCAGCAGCAGCAACAAUCAACAGCAUCAACAUCCUCGACCGGUCAUUUUUUAUCGUAUAGCCACCAGCAUCUCCAAUCAUCUACUGAAUCAGCACAACAACAGCAACAACAGGCUCAACUCAGUAGUGAUAAUUUGAGUAAUAACAGCAGCAAUAAUAAUAAUUUACCAUUAAGCAGUAAUAACAAUAAUAAUAAUAGUAUUGAGAGUAAGAUUACUGACGCAGGAGAUGAUGGUGGCUUCAAAAUGAAUGAUUCAUGGAAAUCAUCGAUAAUUAAGCAAGAGCAAGAGCAUAGUAGUAAGCAACAGCAACAGCAGCAGGAUUUUUUUGAGCAUAAGCAGCAGUUAAAUGAAAAAAAUAUUGGUAUUGAUCCGGGUGGAGGUGGAGGAAGUAGUAGCAAUAAUAGUAGUAGAGAUAUACAAGAAGAGAGCAGCUCAAAAGAACCCAAAGCCAUUGACAAUUAUUCGAGUAAUAACAAUGGUAAUAAUAAUGAUAACAAUCAACAUACAUAUCCAUCAGGCGGCGGCAGUAGUAGUGAGGAAUUCUCAGCCACGUUGCCAAAAAUCGAAAAAAUAUCCUCACAUGAGAAUAAUAAUGAGCAUGAAAAGCACAGUUAUGCAUAUAAUUCGGCACAUGAGUAUCAGCAGCAUCAGAAUAUGGUGAAUAAUAUUAAGAAGGAAAUUGGCGAUGAGACAACGCCAAAUAUCAAGUACGAUGGUUAUGAGAAAAACUAUCAGAAUUUUAUACGCUAUGCGGAUUUUUGUGAUGCACAACAGCCAGGUCAAUAUCAGGAUCAUCAAAAGCAGCAAUCACAAUACCAGCAAGAUUAUAUACAACAUCAAUCUCAAGGAUAUAGUGCAUAUAAUUAUCCAUAUCAAAAUUAUCCACAUCAUCCGUCACAAAAUUAUCCACAACCGCAUGCACAAAAUGCAUACCAACCGUUUAUGAGUCAACAAGCUGCAUAUCAACAACAUGGACAUCACCCGCAUCAUUCGACAAGUUUGACUAAUUUUGAACAACAAAUACCACUGCAUACAUAUCCAAUACCAAAACACUCAUCAUCAGCUCCAACGUCCAUUUCCUCGUCGCCAUCUAUCUCAUCAUCUAAGCAUGGUGAAUCAAUUCAUCCAUCGGCGACACCUCCCAUCAUUAAAACCGAACAAUCUAAUUCUCUACAUCCGUAUCCGUUUUUGAGUGAGAAUAUGGCAGCAGCAGCUGCAAUAUCAUCUGGUAUUAAUAAGGAUAAUGUCGGUAUUGGACAGCAUUAUUCAUCUUCACGACCAAUUAAUCCAAUUAAUGAAGUACCUAUUGAGAACUCUUGUAACACAACACCGACCAAAGAACAAAGCAUAAAAGAGGAAGUUACGGAAGAAGAGACAACACCAGUGUCUGAAGUGAAGAUUGUAACAACACAAAGAUCAACGUCAUCCUCCACAUCAAGUCGUAGUAAGAAGCAAGCUGUAAGGGAUAUGUAUAAUGAGAGAAAUAAUAAGCCCGAAGUACCUGAAUGUGAUUGCUUUUCUUCGGAUAAGAAACCACCAGAACCGGGAAGCUAUUAUACACAUUUAGGUUGUGCAUCAACAGUUGCUGAGCUUCGUAAAGAAAUUGAGCAACGUGCUGGAUUGACUGGCAAGCAGUUGAGAAUCGAAAAGGUUCUCUACACUGGCAAGGAAGGAAAAUCAACUCAAGGAUGUCCCACAGCUAAAUGGGUCAUUCGACGAGUCGAUCCAGAGGAAAAAGCUUUAUUCAUUGUUAAGAGACGCCAAGGCCACCGAUGUAGGGCUGCAUUUAUCGUGAUAUCCAUUGUGGUUUGGGAUGCUAUGCCAUUAAUUGAAGCUGAUAACAUGUAUAAGCUUUUGGUUCAUAAGUUAAAUAAGUUUGGCUUACCAACAACGAGACGUUGUGCUACUAACGAGAAUAGAACAUGUGCUUGCCAAGGUAAGGUUUCUACUGGCAAUUUUUAAAUAAAAAGGGUGUUUAGCUACAUUAAGUUUCAAAGGGGUGUAAAACUACAUUAUGUUUCAAAGGGAUGUGAAACUACAUGAAUUUCAAAGGGUGUGAAACUACAUAAAAUUCGAAGGGUGUGAAACUACAUUAAGUUUUAAAGAGGGUGUGAAACUACAUGAAAUUCAAAGGGUGUAAAACUACAAAAAAUCUAAAACAGUUGCACACCCUCCAAAUUAUAACCACAAAAAUCCAUCUCGAAUAACAUAAAAUAUUCCAUUUCGUCAAUAGGACUUGAUCCGGAAACAUGUGGUGCUUCAUAUUCAUUUGGUUGUUCGUGGUCGAUGUAUUAUAAUGGCUGUAAAUACGCACGUUCAAAGACAGUACGAAAAUUUCGAUUAUCGGUAAAGAGUGAGGAAGCGGAGAUUGAAGAACGUAUGAAUAUUAUAGCAACCAUCUUAAGUCCAUUAUAUAAGACGAUAGCACCGAAAGCAUAUGAUAAUCAAGUGCAAUAUGAAGUGGAAGCACCUGAUUGUCGAUUAGGAUUAAAGACAGGCAAGCCAUUUUCUGGUGUUACGUGUUGUGUCGAUUUUUGUGCUCAUACACAUCGUGAUUUACAUAAUAUGCAAGAUGGAUGUACAGUGCAAGCGACAUUAUUAAAACCAAGACCUUAUGGAAUGGCACCAGAGGAUGAACAGCUUCAUGUACUUCCGUUAUACACAAUGGAUGGUACUGAUGAGUUUGAUAGUGAGGAAGGACAAAAGAAGAAACAUGAAACCGGAGCAGUUCAAAUACUUGAGAAAUUUCCAACAGAAGUUCGUGUCCGUUCGACACCAUUACAGCCAUGUCGACGUCAUGGCAAAAAACGUGGUAAUGAAAAGGACCCAGAGGGUAGUGAAACACCACAGAUUUCUCAGCCACUUACACCCGUUCCAGUACCACAACCAAUCAUUCAAACCCCACCUCCACAGCCAACAAUAUCAAAAGAUUCAAAAUCUAAAUCACGAAGUCGAAAAUCAAGCACGUCUCGUUCACAAACACCUGUCAAUCAAACCCAAUUGACUCCACAAACGCCAACAAUACCGUCACAGAACAAUCAAGGCCAGAGCGCAUUUUCAACUCCCACUCAUCCACAGCAGGCUGCUAAUAAUCAACAACAACAACAACAACCACAGCAGCAGCAGCCGCAGCAACAAACACAAAUACCUGGAAAUGGCAGUAAUACAAGUACGUUAUUGGAUAUGGCAUCAAUGAUUGAUAAUUUCACUGAUGCACAGCUUCAAUCGAAUCAAAUAUCUAGUACUGUUUUAGAUUCACCAUAUUCUUAUGAUUAUCAAACCGGUCAAUAUAUUGAUAAUCGACAAUAUCAUUAUCAAUGGCAACAAGACUAUAAUAAAUUACGUGGUGAGGAGAUAUCGCCAGAUACAACAACGAGGCCCGGUAGCAGUAAUAGUAGCACAAAUAGUAGUUCAGCAUUUAGUCCAAAUAUACAACAGCAGAGUCAAGGAUUAUACGAGUCGAACAAUAAUAGUCUUACGAAUGGUUUAAUUAAAGAUGAAUAUAGCAAAGGUCAGCAAUAUCAUCAAUUAGAGACGGCAUUUGUAAAGCCAAAGGCGCCUGAAUAUAAUCCACAAGGUUAUGGAAAUUAUACACCUCAUCAGCCUGUACCUCAACAUCCAAAUAAUUAUAUUGGAUAUUCAGCAUAUCCCUACGAUCCGUAUGCAUACAAUAGUUAUAGUAAUUACUCAUCAAAUUAUCCCUCCUAUAAUAUGGGAUAUGGUCAGCCAACAGCUCAAUCAAAUUGGGGAUUAUAUCCACAAACAUCACCAAUGGGACCGACAGCAACGCCCGUAAUUCCAGCUCAUUUUCCACCUCAAUCAGUACUUGGUCCACCAACAGCGAUGAAUCCACCGCCACAAAAAAUAACGGAAGUAAUUGGCGAAGUAACAGAAGUCAAUGAUAAUGUCGAGUGCUUUCAAGACAAACAAAUGGGAGGUGUGGCAGUUGCACUACCUCAUGGCAGUGUCGUCAUUGAGUGUGCUAAAUUAGAAAUGCAUUCAACGACUGCAUUAAAGAAGCCAAAUCGAUUGAAUCCAAAUAGGAUUUCAUUGAUUUUCUAUCAGCAUAGGAAUCUCAAUCGACCGAAGCACGGAACAUGUGAAUGGGCUGAGAAAAUGAGAUUAAAGAAAUUAGGAAUUACAACGCCUGAAAAUGAUCCUGAUUUGAGAGAACUGUUAGAAGAAGAUGAUAUGAAGCAAGAAUUUAUGGACGAAGAUGAAGAUUUGCCACCAGUUAUGCCAGCAAAGCCAGCCAAAAGGUCACGAUCGAGAAAAGACAAGCAUCCCCCACAUAAUAGUGAGGAUAAAAUAAUUUCCAGUACAUUUUCGCCAAAAACAAAAGCGGAAUCAAACAGAGGCAAAUCACAUCAACAUAAUAAAGCGAAUACAUUGACAACAACAAGUUGGACAACAUUAUUCCCAAUGCAUCCAUGUGUCGUUACUGGUCCAUAUCAUGAGAAUUCGCCUACACAGCAACUCAAAAGUCCAUCGACAACAAAUCCAUCGUCGCCGAGCUGUGAUGCCAUACAAGAUCCAUUAGCAUUGUCUACUAGUCCGCCUGAGCAUCACAAUCCUAGUACUUGAUUUUUAUCAUUAAAAGUCUAUUAAAAAUUAUGAUGGGAUGACAGUACAAACGCACACACAGAUGAUGGAUGGUACUCAAUAUGUAAAAAAAAACAAGCUCAAAAAUUGCUUUAAAAACUCUUUUUUAAGCUUUCUUCUUUUAAAGCUCUGCGAAACACAAAAAAAUUAUUGUAAAAGAAAGCGAAUCGAUACCUCUAAUUUUUUCAAUUAAUCUGCUGCUUAAGUCUGAAAGAAUUUUAUAAAUGACAUCUACAAAAGUAUUUAAUGCUCUAUGCUCUUUAGAUAUUGGUUGAAAGAAAUACCAAAAAAAAAUUAUUUUUACAUUUUUUAAGGAUUUAAAAAUUGAAAGUGAAAAAAAUUCUAUAUUUAAAAAUUGUUUAAUGAGAUUUUCAUUACUUUUAAAAAAAAAACUUUAAAGUUUAAGUAACAUUUUUCUCUUUCCCUACUUUAUCUUCUUAAGCUUCUCUCUCUCUAUCUCAUUUGUAUAUAAAUAUUUUUCAACAUUAUUUUUUUAACGAAUUAUAUAAAUAAUAUUAUAAAAAAAAAGAAUGAAAAAUGCAAAAAUGUCUUAUUGAUUUUUCUUUGCGUCGUCGUCGUCGUAGUUCGUUAUUGCUGUACAUGCAAGUAUAUAACACAGAAUUAAUAAGACAUUGUUGCAUAAUUUAUUCACUAUCAUGAUAAUUGUUUGAACAAAAUUCUUUUUUCAUGCUCGAAAAAAAAUAACCGCAGAGAGAAACUCAUUUUUUUGAACACGUUUUGGAGAAAAAAUGAUCCGUAUCUAUAAAUUAUUAACAUUAUUAUUAUUAUUUCGUUCGGAUUCAUUAAUUUAAAUUAUUUUUUGACACGAUUUUUUUCUUUAUUAACACUGGAAUUGAGGUUGUUUGGAAUUUUAAGCUUCGAUAAAUUUACAUUUUUGCUGAUUUAUUGAGAUUAAAGCUAUGAUGUACAUUAUUUUACAAAGGUCACAGUAAAUUCAUGCACUCAUAGAAAAAAAGUAACAAAAUGUUUGUAACUUGUAUGGAAAAUGUUAACAAACAAUUCGUUAAAAUAGUGUUUACGAACUUAUUUGUUAAAUUUAACCAAAUUAUUUGUAAGGUUGAAUUGUUAACUAUAAAAAUUGUUAAUUUAACAAACUUUUUGUUAAAUUUUUUUUUACAGAAAAAAAAAACAAAUUUUCGGUUAAUAUUAACCAGAAAAUUGUUAAUUUGGUCACCCAUCUUAUUUUAAAAUGUUUUCGUGGUUGCUUAACUUCUAAAUUCCUGUUGAUGAUCCGCUAGUCCGCUGCUUGUAAACUUUUAAUAAUAAAAAGAUGAUUCAGAACCAAUAUAAAUAAUUCUUUAAAAAAUAUAUCCAAAUUUUAAAAUUAAUUAAUGAAUAAUAAAAUAGAAAUGUAGGAAUUAAAAAAAUGAACAAAUUUAAUUUUUAAAUUACGAUUUGGUUUGUAAAUCAUUAUUUUCCAAAACAAAUUACAAAUAAAAACAUUGUAACAAAUGUUUUGUUAAAAUUAACAAAUUAAUUUGUUAAACAAAAUCAACAAAAUUCAAUUUAAAACAGUUUUCUUGUUAAAAAUAACACAAUAAAUUAAUGGGAAUCAUUUGAAAUUAAUCAAACAAGAGUUUUGAAUACAAGAAUUAAAAUUUAAUUAAAUCAAUUAUCAACAAAUAAAUUUGUUGAUUUAACAAACUCAAUUGUAAAAUUUUUAACCAAUAGUUUGGUUGAAAUUUUUUUUACCCAUGCAAACUUAACCAAUAAUUUGUUAAACUAGUUUAACAAACAAAUAACAAAUAUUAUGGUUACUUUUUUUCUAUGAGUGUGUGUACAUUUUACGUUUCUUUUGCUAAUUGACAUUUCUGAUGUGUAAACUUAUUUUGCAUCCAAAAAAGCCAAAAUUUUUGAAUACAAAUACACUUUUGUGUAUUUCUUACUCAUCUUUACAUCGGUCACUGUAAAUUUAAGUAACUUUUCUUAUAUUUUUGGUUUUAAAAUGCAUUUUUAAUUGUGAAAUUCAUUUUAUUACUCACAUUGAUGUGUAAAAUUAGAAUACAUUAAAAUUGAUAUGUAAAUUAAGUACGUCAAAAUUGAUGAGUAAAAACUUACAAAAGUCAAAUCUGAUAUGUAAAAAUUAGAUUCAUGUGUAAAAUUGACGUGAGCCUAAAGUUGAUAUGUAAAAAAUACAAACGUACUUUUUCAUAUGUAAAAAUUCAAAUUUUGACAGUUAAUUUUCCACGUUUCAUACAAAAAUCUAAAGUUUAAAAAAACAUAAGCAAUUAAAAAUCAGUUAACAAGUUAAGUCCUCCAAAGUUGGCAAAAGAAACAAAAAAAAUCUCAAUUAAAUCAGCAACAAUUGCAAAGAUUAUUCCAGGCAAUUAUCCUCAACAAUCUACAAUUUCCAUCCUGUAUUAUUUACUAUUAUUUAUGAUAAUUUAUUACAAGUAUUUAAAAAAAAAGAUGAAAAAAGAAGAAGAAAGAGAAAUUUUUUUAUUAUUAUUUUUGUUUUCAUGGAAGUAAAAAAAAUUGCUUUGGCCAUAAAUAAAAUAAAUAAAGAAGUAUUUGUAACAAUGCUAUAAAUCAGAAUUGAAAAUUUUUAAUACUCAACAUAUGAAAUGAGGAAAAAUGCAUGCGGCACAGAAUGAAGUAUGCAUUUCAUGUAAAUAAUCUGCUGAUUUCAUCAUCGAUUGCGAAGAGAAAAUAAAAACGAGAGAAAAAAAGUCGAAAAUCUUUAAUGAAAGAAGGCUAAUGUAACAUUCCUUGCUAAAAAGACAUUCGAGAAAUCCACACACAAAAGUUCAAUCAAAUGCAUUCUCCGCAAAAAAAGGAUUAAAUUUUUUAACAUUCCAGCCAAUGUUCUGCAUUUUAUGUUUUUCUUGUUGUUGCCUCCUUUUAAUAAUAUUUUAGUAAACUUGUACUCAAAAUUCCAUUUCUCAAGACUGACGUUAUUAUAACAAUGUGAAUAAAAUAUUAAGAAUAAUUUCCUCUUUUUUUUUCUUUUUUUUUGGUCGUCGUCAUUUUUAAGAAGAGUAUAAGAAUAAAGUAUUUUAUAAUCCGAGAACCAUAUCGAGGGACAUUUUUUUUGAAAAAAUAAUCAUGGAGGAUGGAAGCUUUGAGCAGGGAAUUAUAUUUGCACAACUUUUUGCAGUUAUGCAUGUUCUUGAUUUUCAAAAAUUUUUAAAUAAAAUAGAGAAAAAUAAAGUUUUCAUCUGGGUCAUGAGAAUAGUUUACUGUCAAAAAUAACUUGUAGGAAGCUGUGCUGGGAAUUUUUAAUUCGAUCGAUACUGCAAUUUUGAAGUUCAAUAGUUGAUGUUCUUGAUCAACUCAUGGCAAUGAUAUUUGGAUUGGCAAUCGUUUGACAGUCAAUUUCAAGAUGUACAGAUCUGAUUGGGAACUGAAAUAUAAAAAUUUUAUUGAUUUCAAACAAUGACAAAGAUGCAAAAAUGAUGCAGAAACUCAAACUGCUUUUUAAAAUUUGAAUACUGUCGAACUGCAUCAAUGCUGCGAGUUCAAAAUGAAGCAAAAGUCAAUGGAUUUUUAAUUUAAAAGAUGCAGAAAAUAAACAGAAGUUAAAAAUUUGAAUUCACUCAAAAAAGAUUCAAUAUUUGAAGCAAAAGAAUUCAAAUUUAACUGAAAAGUGAAGCAAAAUAUCAAAUUUUAUAAAUCCGUUAGUAAAAAAUUAAGAAUCAUUGCAUCCAAAAAUAGCACAAAAUGCAACAAUUUAAAUUCAUUCAGUUGAAAUCCAAUCAAGACAGUAAUUGAAAAUUCCCAAAAUAGCAAAAUUGACUUUCAGAAAAUUCUCUAUAAAAACAUCUCAAAAAAAUAACAAGCAGCACAAAAACUCUGGAGAGUAAAAAAAUAUUUUUUCAAUAAAUUUUGAUUGAAAUUUUUUUUCUUUAUGCUCCCUCAAAUUGCAAACUGUCUCAAGUUUCUCAUUCUCCCAUUUCUGAUAUUAAAAAAUUCCAUCAUUACAUAACAUUAAAGUAAUGUUCACAUACAUGCCAUGAUUUUUGCUUAAAAAAAGUUUUAUAUAAAUGCAUUCUCAGCCUUAAUAUUCCAGCCAUAAACUUUUUUCAUUAAAGAUUUUUUGUCUUCUCUCCCCAAUGUGAGUGAUAUGAUGAAUAAAAAAAGAAGGAAAAGAAACAUUUUUAACUAUUUAAGACAAAGAAAGGAAGGAAGGAUGAAUUAAUGAUAAAUUAUAAGUGACAGACACACAUGUGUGUGCUGUAAUGAAAAGUUUGCUUUUCUGCUCCAAAAAAAAAAAAACUUCCUUAAAUGCUGCAUUUUUGAAGGAAAUGAGGACAUAAAGAUGAUGAGAUUGUCACAUAUAUUAUACAUAAAAAAAUGAUUAGAAAUAGUCAAACAUGUUUUUUUUUAUUAGAAUUGAGGAAAAAAUGUGAAGAUUUUUCUCACAAAUACACACACAAAAGACAGAUUUUUUCACACACAUACACACACAAAAAACUAUAUACAAGUUAAACAUACAAUUUUAAUUAAUAAUAAUUAUUGAAACUAUGACGUAAAAAAAUGAUGAUAUAUAUAUUUUUUGAAAAGGAUGAAAACGUAAGGUUUUGGAUGAUGAAGAGAUUCCGAACGAUGAAAUGGAAAUAAUUGAUGAAGUUUAUAGUCAUUUUAAAGAUUAGUGAACAUUUUAUUCUUAAUUAAGGAGCCUGAAUAUUAUUGCUCCUUCUAUUUAUUUAAUUAUAGUUUCAAUAAGAACUACGUAACGUAUUAUAUGAUAAGGGAAAUAAUGAUUGGAUAAUCAAAAAAAAAAUAUGAAAAAAAUUAUUGAAGAAUAUUGCCAUAAUAAUUAAAAAAACAUAAUAUCUAAUAAAUAUUAAUAAUGAUAAUGACCUGUUUCAGAUAUAAGAAGAAAAUUAUAUCCCUUCAUUAUUUUCAUCUCUAUAUAUUGCAUCCAUUCAUUCAUUUUUCAUUUUCAUUCAUCUUAAUUCAGGCGUUGAUGUUGCUUGAAAUUAUAUUAAGAAAAUUUGACUGAUUUUUUUGAAAUUUUUGAAUUGAAAACCCUUCAAAUUCUUGAUAUUUGUGAGGUUUUUGAAAACAUUUGUAUGGUUCUCAAGAACUUCAUUCAUUAAAAAUUUGUAUGGUUUUGAAGCACGUUAUUUCGAAAACCAUUCAAAUUCAAAAUAAUUUGUAAGGUUUUGAACGAAAAAUUCAAAAAUCAACGGUUUUCAUGCAACAUCAACGCCUGCCUGAGCUGGACUAAAACAUAGUUUUUUGUAAAAAGAUUACUGUAAACGCAUUAUUAAGCAUUUUAAACAAUAAAUGAAGAAAAAUAAAGAAAGAAAUGAUGCCAAAAAAUGUAGGAAAAGAUUUUUUUCGAUGUUCCAGAGAAAUAAAUAAAAAUGAAAUUUAAAGCAAUUUGCAAAAAAAAACUUUUUAGAAGACAUGAAAAAUUGGUUAAUAUGAAACUUUUAAUAGAAUAAAAAUUCUUUUUUAAAUGAAAAUAUAAAAAACUAUGAAGAAGAAAACAAUCAUUUCCGAAAAAAUUUAUGCAAAAAAAGAGGAUAAGCUGUUAGUAAUAUAUUACUUUAUAGACGUAAUAUUAAUUUACACACAGAAAAAAAAAUCUAAUGGAAGUGAAAAAUGCUUAAAUAUUAAAUUUAAACAUCAAUGAAGAAAUAAAGUAAAAAAAUUGAACAUAAAACAUUUUUGCUUGUAUUUUAUUGUCUUUAUCUACAAUUUAUUAUUUCUAAUAGUUUUUUAUAGUCUUUCAGAGGCCAAUUUGAUAUUCUAUUAAUUCCUUUUUGUAUUUCAGUUUCUGAGCAGCAGUUAUUGGAAGCAGUCAGAGCUACUUGUUGAGUAAUGAAAUUUUAUUUUUUACUAUUUUCAGCUUUUUUAAAUAUUUUUCUAGGAUAUGUCUAAUCCUGUAAGCGUGUUCCCAAGUUCUGGUGAGUUCAGCCUUUCCAUGAGCUUGCUUACAACUAUCCUUUUAAUUUCCUGGUGACAUUUGUUUUCUUAUAAUUUUGUACCUAAGGAGUUUUUUGCUCUGUUGAUUUUAAAGCUUUGAAACUUCAUACUUAGCUAUUCUUCGUUAAAUUACAUGAUUCUAACAUAGAGUCAAUGCAACUUCUGAGUCAAUUGAGGAAUAUCGUUUAAAUGUGUUUUCUUAUUGAAUUAGCGUCUUCUGACUCCUUCCAAAAAUAUACCCUUGAACGUGCUCAAGACUUUUUCUUAUUCAAAUACUGAAUAACUUUAAAAUCCAAUUUUAAUAAUUUGACUAACUAUAGUGAUUUACAGGGGGUCUUCGAUCUGCAUAACUGCUUGAAUCUAUAAGAAUUGGAAUUUGCAGAUUAAAUUCUAAACACAUUGAACACAAAAUUCCAGUUCCUACAAAUGUUUUGAGCUAUGUAAAUCGAGAAUCCCCAGCAAUUUGUUUAUAUUUUUCUAAAGGAUGAGAUGAAAGCUAAGAUUCAUUUAUAAUAUGUGUAUGUAGGUGGUAAAGGAGUCGUAUAGCAAUAAUUUGAACAUUAGUGAGGCUUUGGUUUAUGACCAUCAACAUAAAAGUUCCUCGUAGCCUUCGGCAAUUCAACUUUCAGUCCUUCCAGUUCCUUUGUUAGAAUAAUUUGACAACCUAAGCGAGAAUUUUCCUUUAAGAACGGUGCCAUGUCUAAGAGAUCAUCUUCCUUCUCUUCAGCAAACGGAAGUUUAUCAUAAUAAUCAUCCAGCACAUAGCAAUGACAUGUUGUACAUGCUAGAGAAGCCUCACAUGCUCCUUCCAUCUCGAUAUCAAAUCGAUGAGCUAAAUACAGUACAUUAUCACCUACUUUACCUCGAACGUCUAUUGAUCUUCCUGCUUUAUCAAUGAAAGUCACAUUCACACUGCAAUUAAAUGAGUCAAUGCA